Molecule: messenger RNA, 2956 nt
Organism: Exophiala oligosperma
Lineage: Eukaryota; Fungi; Ascomycota; Eurotiomycetes; Chaetothyriales; Herpotrichiellaceae
Exons: 1
Coding region: 72-2762 (896 amino acids)
Biological process (GO): meiotic cell cycle; mitotic cell cycle; spindle assembly
Cellular component (GO): spindle pole; gamma-tubulin small complex; equatorial microtubule organizing center
Molecular function (GO): microtubule minus-end binding; gamma-tubulin binding
Source: RefSeq, a predicted model, not a curated record
AACAAUACUGCGCUUCCGCUGUACAACGUCGUGAAUUACUUGGACUAGCAAAAUGGUGAGAGGCUGGCAUAAUGGCCUCAUUGCACUAUAGAAGUGCAUCAGCCACGGAUCGACGAGGCACACAGUUUUCUAGCGGCCCUGCACGCGUCAACUCCGCCAAAUAUCAAGACUACGAACGAGCGUCAGCGCGAGAUACAGCCUCCCCGAUAUUUCCAGAUGGCUACAGCGAGGCGCCGGACGGGAGACAUAAACACACAAAAAGCGAGAACCGUUUCAGUGGGCUAGAUCGGCGAAAAGAGAAGUCUACCAUCACAACAACCGAAACCUUCAUUACAAGAACAAGUCCCAAGAAGGGGGCCAAGGUCGCUGAAAGCAAUCAUGGCCGCCAUACGAGCACAGCAAGUCCAAUACAGAAUCGACCAAACAAGGAGGAGAACGCUUUGCCGUGGGGCCCAGUUGUGUCCUUGAUUCCGCACUCAUCAGCACCACUUGCGACCCGAAUAACCUCACCACCUCUAUCGCGAACUGCACCAGCAGACCUCGACCCAAUUCCACUUGUGGGCAUGACCAUGCAAGAUCAGGAAAAGGCGAUACUCGACGACUUGUUAUAUGUGUUUAUGGGGUUCGAAGGGCAAUACGUUAGAUUUCGUGACUCGUACAACCCGAACGAGGAAAAGGAACGACUCAAUGGCCCAGCAUUUGAUCCUCUACCGGGCCUUGACCCAAGCCUAAAAGAUCUUACAUCAUCUAUGCUCUCCAUGGCGACGCAUCAUUGCGCUAUUGAGGCUUUUAUUGAGGUACAAAGUCAAGAGGAGUUUGGCUCGGUCAAUCAUGCUCUUUGCGCGGCAAUCCGAAAGUUGCUCAAAGACUACCUUAUCUUGAUUGCACAGCUCGAAAUGAAAGUGUUGACAGAUGUCAACUUUACACUCCAUCAAAUGCAUAUUGCGAUUAUCCCCACCGCGCAAUGUCUGGCCCAAUUAUAUUCCCUCGCACAAGAGCUUCUGAAGAAGAACUCACUUCUCGAAGAAGACCUGGACGAUUCAUUGGACGAUUUUGACCCGGAUAACAUCAUUGAGCGUCUCAAAGAAGGUGGAGAUUUGCUGCCGGGAAGUCUGAGCAAGAAGCGCUGCAUUGGGGGUAACGUCUUGGGGCUAUUGUCAAAUCGUUUGUCCACAUUUUCGGGAGAUCCAGCUGCAAGGGCAAUCCUUGAGAUGCUGUUGCGAGAGUCAAGUCGUCCAUACAUGGUGAUGCUUAAUGAGUGGUUGCACCGUGGUGGUAUCAACGACCCUCACUCGGAAUUUCUCAUUGGUGAAAGGGCAAGCAUCAAACGGGAGCGCCUGGAUGAAGACUAUACUGAUGAGUAUUGGGAAAAGAGAUAUUAUAUUCGGGAUAAGGAAGUCCCUCCUCAAUUGGAGACCGUCAAGGAAAAGGUGUUACUGGCUGGGAAGUACCUCAAUGUUGUCAGAGAAUGCGGUGGGGUGAACAUCAGCAGUAAGAUUGUGGACACACCUGCGACAUUCGACGACCCUCGUUUCCUCGACAAUGUCAACAAUGCAUACUCGUUCGCCAAUAAAGAGUUGCUGCAUCUUCUUCUAACCAAGAACUCACUCAGAAGCCGCCUGCGGUCGAUGAAGCAUUACUUCUUUCUUGACAGAGCCGAAUUCUUCCUCUACUUUCUCGAAUUGAGUGAUUCAGAGUUGCGGAAAAAGCAGCGUGAUAUUAACAUUGGGAAGUUGCAGUCUUUACUUGACUUAGUACUGCAUCAGCCUGGCAGCAUCGCAGUGGCAGACCCAUUCAAAGAGGAUGUCAACGUCAGGAUGAACUCUGUGGGGUUGACUCAGUGGCUUAUCAAGGUGGUUAAUGUCCAAGGAAUCGAUCAGGACAAUCCAGAUUCGAUAGCGGAUCAAUACAAGACACCGGCUCAGAAUUCCUCCGCCGAUAAACAAAGCAAGGACAAGAGAGAAGAUGAGAAGGACAUCAUCGGAUUCGAUGCGCUUGAGCUGGACUAUGCUGUUCCCUUUCCUCUGUCGCUAAUCAUCAGUCGAAAGACUGUGAUGCGCUACCAGCUGAUUUUCCGAUAUACCUUGGCACUACGACAUCUCGAAACACAACUAGUUGGCUGUUGGUCUACACAUACCAAAGAAAAGGCAUGGAUUCACAAAUCUUCGGACAAGAGAUUCGAAAUGUGGAAACGUCGGGUAUGGACCUUGCGCUCACGAAUGCUGGUUUUCGUCCAGCAAAUGCUCUUCUUCGCAACUGCGGAAGUGAUUGAGCCUAAUUGGCAAAAGUUGAUGGUCAAGGUAGAUGAUGCAGAACGGGACGACACUGAAGACAUCAAAUCUGGUCUAAACACGAAAUCAAAGCCAACGGUGGAUGAAUUGAUGCAGGAUCAUGUCGACAUGCUGGAUUCAUGCAUGAAAGACCUCGGACUUACGCAAGCCAAAUUGCUCAAACUGCACGCCAAACUGAUGACGGGCUGUGGCAUGUUUGCUUCAUAUGUGGAGUACAUCACUAAGUCCAUCUACGAAGCCGAUCCUAGUAUUCAGGCCGGCAAAGGUGUCCCUGCUGGGCCCACGGACCCGGCGCGGAUGAAGAGGAUUGAAGAGUCAAUCAAGAAAUACGAGGAGCAUUUCAAUCGGCACUUGAAGAUUCUCAUCGAUGCUCUGAACUGGUUUGCCACCACUGAAACAGUGUCAUUGCUGAGCCUCUGCGGACGAUUGACAAACGCCGAGGUGCAGAAACGGGAUGACUUGUUCGUCUAAGCUAAAGGCCAAGGCAUUUGAUGUGUUUCGAAUAAAGUGUUGUGUUUGUGAAGCUGUCUCCUAUUUAGGGGAGUGCUCUUCUGGGUUUGAUCGCCUCAUCAUUGGCCAUUGUGUAAUGAAAUGACCUUGACGAUAUGUAUGAUUAGAUUUUACGAAGGUUCCCAAUGUUUACAGAUCUGGAAACAAUUGAAGAA